Molecule: messenger RNA, 3436 nt
Organism: Teleopsis dalmanni
Lineage: Eukaryota; Metazoa; Arthropoda; Insecta; Diptera; Diopsidae
Exons: 2
Coding region: 27-3344 (1105 amino acids)
Source: RefSeq, a predicted model, not a curated record
AUUUUUAUUUUCUGGAUCUGUAUUUUAUGAGAAUUUUAGCAAUGGCUCGAAAGAAUAUUAAAAAAAGUACUUAUACAGUUAAUUCUGUCUUGAAGGAACGCAUAAAUGUGGACAAAUAUAGACAAGAAAUGACUGCGGCAUGGAUUAAUGAUAUUCCUGAUGAUGCUCUACCAGUGGAAGAUGUGGAAGAUUUUGAUGAACGAUUUAAAAAGGAAUAUGCUAAUAAAGAAGGCCCUUCUUCACUUCGAGGAAUAAUAGAAAAAUACAAAAAAUUACCACUUGAUGUAAAACUUAAACCUGUAAGUGCAUUACCAAAGGGUUCAAAAGAAUCAGUAUCGGUUGAAAAUAUUGGUAUUUCUAAGUCACAAAAUUUACCAAAACAAAAAGCUGUUGAUCUUGAAAAACAAAGCGUUUUAAAAAAUAACGUCCAGUCUAAUAUAAUAAAGAAAUUGAAAGAAUUCGAGAAGUCUGUAUUAUCGCAGGCAUUUAAGAACUUGCAAGAUAAUCCAUAUUCAUCAACAUCAACUCUGCAAUCACAAAGUACACAGAUAGGUUUUCCAUUGAAGGCACAGCCGAAUUCACCUUCAUCACCAGCUAAGACGAAGUAUGAUACUCAGAUAUUAUUCCAAAGAUCCAAAAUUUACAAGUAUGGUGAUACAAUUCCGGAUACCAUGCCAGAAUUCAAAAAUUUUGUGGGUCCUCAAAAUGCAAGAACCAAUGUGAAAAUUGUGAAGAAACAUCAAAGCAUAGCAGUAGGGUCAGGAAAUAUGAAUAAGUUACAAAGUGUUACGGUAGGUGCUAAAAAAACCAAAAACAUACACGGCAAUUUCACUGGAUCUAGAAAUGCGCAAAAACUGCAAGAGGCAUUAUUUGGAACGAAUAAUGUGCACAAAUUGCAAGAAUCUUCGAUUGAAUCGAAAAAUGUACACAAAUUGCAUGAUCUCUUGCCUGAAUCCAGACGUGCGCAUAAAUUGCACGGUGCUUCGAUUGAACUUAAAAAUGUGCAUAAAUUACAAGAUGCAUCUAUCGAACCGAAAAAUGUGCAUAAAUCGCAAGAUCUCUUGUCUCGAUCCAGGCGUAUGCAUAAAAUGCACGGUGCUUCGAUCGAUAUUAAAAAUGUGCAUAAAUUACAAGACGCUUCGAUCGAACCAAAAAGUGUACCUAAAUUACAAGAUAUUUCGUCAGGACCCAGUACUGUGAAUAAAAUAAAAAAAACUUUUAUUGGACCAAAAAAUAUCUGUGGAUCUGAAAAUAUACAUAAAAGUCAAGAAAGCGUUACAAAACCUACAAAUUUAAAUAAUUUGCAAGAUACUUUAAUAGCAUCUAAGAGUAUGUAUAUAAAGGAAACUGCCUUCACAGGAGGUAAAAAUGUGAAUAAAACUGGAAACACCUUGUUGGAGCCCAUCCAUUCACAUAAACUGCAAAACAAUUUAUUAGAAACUAAAAAUAAAUUACAUGAUACCUUGAGAGAACCUAGAAACGUGAAAAAAGUUUCUGAUUUCGUGAGGGAAUACCAAAAUUUAAAUGAAUCGAAAUUAACACCGUUGGACCAAAAAUAUGGAAAACAAGUACUAAAAACUGAAUUUGAAGCAAUAAAUAAAAAUAAUUUGCAAGAUGUUGUGAUGGAAUCCAAAAAAGUAAAGAUGAUUCCAAAUGUUGUAGUAAAAUCUAACAACAAACAUCUUCCUCAACAAUCCGCUUUAGGCUCUCGUAAUGUGAAUAAUUUAGAAGAUGUUGAAAAAGCAUCCAAAAUUAUGAAUAAACGUGAAAGCAACCAUGUGGUUCCAAUGAACGUAAAAAAAGUUCCACUUCACAUAAAUCCGAAUAAAGGUGAGAAAAGUACGAUAGAUCUAGGAAAUGUAAAGAUAGUUCAAAAUACUAUAAAUGAAGAUACCUUUAAAAAUGCUGAGAAAAGAACAAUAAAUGUCAAAAAAAUUGAAAAGGAUAAGUUUGUUUCUGGGAACGUAAAUAAAAUGAAAAAUAUAGUUGUAGUUGAUAAAAAACCACAAGUUCCCUUAAUACCUCAGACAAAUCUGAAUAAACGCGAUGAACCUAAGACAAAUCCGAGAUAUGUGAAGAAAGUUCAAAACACCAUUAACUUUGCUUUAGAUAAUGCUGAGAAACCAAAAAUAAAUGUAAAGAAAGUAGAAGACCGUAAGUUUGUAUCUGGAAACGCAGAUAAAAUAAAAGAAGUGGCUGUUGGUGAUAAAAACCAUCAAGUUUCAUUAAUACCUUUGCCAAGUCUGAAUAAGCGGGAACAACCUAAGACCGAUCCAAAAAAUGUAAAGAAAGUGCAAAAUACCAUUAAUGAAAUUUCUUUAAAAAGUGCUGAGAAGCAAACAAUAGAUGUGAAAAACGUAGAGGAAACUAAGUUUGUAUUUGGAAAUGCAAAUAAAAUAAAAGAAAAGGUUGUAGAUAAUAAAAAACGAGAAGUUGCCUUGAUAGAUGCAACAAAUGCAGUGAAGAAACUUCAAAUGGAAAACGCUGAAAUCGUCAGUAAGCUUCACAAUAUUAUGGCUGAAUCCAUCUUAGGUUCAAGACUUGUAAGAAAAUCUCAAAAGGGUGCGACCAAAGAUAAAAAUGUAAAUCGACUUACUGGUGGCAUAACUCCGUCAAAAAUGACAAGAACACUUCAAGAUGUCUUAACAACUAAAUCUCAAGAUAUUCCGCUAACAAGGAAAUCCAAUAAUGGCGUCGGGACAAAAAAUAAAUUGGACUACAUGCACAUUUUAGAGAAACGUAAUUUAGGUGUAAGUGGAUUUUCUGCACCUUACAAAAAAAGCUAUCACCAAUAUGAUUUGAUUGGGAAAAUCUCAAGUGAAACUAAUGAGGUUUCGAAACCAAAUCGCGUAUUUAAUUCAAAAACCUCAGCAAUUUGUAAUAUUUCUCCUAACAUAAAGAGUUCCAAAAAAAAACCAACAGCUAUGGGAUUUAAAGAAAUUUAUUCGACUAAGUUGACUGCAAAGCCAUCAAAUAAAAAACCAGGAACAAUGACCAAUUCAUCAAAGGAAGCAACUAAAGUAUUAUUAAGAAAUAAGAGUAAAGUCGAUAAAAACGUUAAAUCUAAGCAAUUAAUUAACAAAACUAAUAAUACAUCACCUGUUGUGAAUUUUCCACAUGUCGUAGGUCAACCUAUAAAUAAGCAGAAGCCGACAACUCUCAUUACUGGUGCAGUAAAAAAAGCUGAAAACCCAAAAACAAAGAACUCUCUGAAGUCAAGACUACUACAAAAUUCUUCAGUAAAGAAUAAAAAUGAUAAAUACUUGGAAAUUCAACAAUCUUUAAAGAAGAUUACGCUUUCCAGUGCUCCCAAAUUUCAAGCGACUAAAAAGAAAAAACUUUGAAAAAUUGAUGCAUUCGUCCAUAGUACACCAUAGGAAUAUGUACGAAACCUUAAAUGAUGAAAUAGGAUGCAGAGGUAUCAACAUUGGAUGAA